This is a messenger RNA of Coturnix japonica (Japanese quail), 3811 nucleotides long. RefSeq names its product interleukin 7 receptor (gene IL7R). Gene Ontology annotation, molecular function: protein binding; cytokine receptor activity. Gene Ontology annotation, biological process: cytokine-mediated signaling pathway; positive regulation of receptor signaling pathway via JAK-STAT; hemopoiesis. NCBI's taxonomy places the organism in Eukaryota, Metazoa, Chordata, Aves, Galliformes, Phasianidae. Gene Ontology annotation, cellular component: external side of plasma membrane; membrane. The record is from RefSeq and is a predicted model, not a curated record.
AAAAGCUCUGCAAACAUCUUCUCUCUGGCUUCCUGCUCUCUGCCACUAGUCAUCCUUGCCAGCAUGUUUACAUUUCCCUUGCCUGUGGUCUCUUUAUCAAGCAAUGGGUUUGUUCUGCACCUAGUAUAAAGUCAGUGAGUGAGGGUUUCACACACACACGUCCUGCACACAUGCAGCAUGCUCAGAAUGACACGGACAAGUACGGUAUUGAGCAUUUUCAUCUUGUUUCUUCAUACCACUUUUGGGGAAAGUGGUUGCACCUCAGCAGAUGGUGACGGAACCUUUGGAGAUGAUGAACCUGAUAAUUUUGACAUUGACUGUUUCAGCCAGCUGGAAUUUAAGGAUUCCUACAGCAGCCUGACCUGCAAUAUUACAGAGCUGCCUCCUCACAACACUAACUAUACCCUGAUUGUGUGUACCAAGGAAGACAGCAGCUACCCGUGUUUCAACAUGGAGAAACUGGAAGAUGUUUAUUUUUUGCAGUUCACAGAUAUACUCUCAAAUAAAGACAUUUGUGUGGAAUAUGAGAUAAAGAGAAAGGCCUGCAGGAGUCUGAUUGUAACUGACAUUGUCAAGCCUGAGGUACCAUUUGACAUAAACAUAACAUACCAAAAGGAGGCAAAUGAAUAUGUCAUUCAUUAUAGUACACCACACUCACGGAAGAAAUACUUAAAGGACAAAUUAAUACACCAGAUAGCCUACCGGCAGGAAGAAAGCACUUGGAAGACCAUAGAAUCGCCAUACCUUCAAAUAAAGUUACUGGGAAAAAACCUCAAAGCAGAUGCAUUGUAUGAGGUGAAAGUACGUUCUCAGCCCAAUGGAGAUUACUUUAAGGGCACGUGGAGCGAGUGGAGCACUUCGAAGAGCUUCAGGACCACAGGAGAACACUCCACAGAGAACUAUAGCAGCUUGUUCGUUAUCAUACUCUCCAUCCCAGGCUUCAUUCUGUCAGUUGUCAUGAUUGUCCUGAUUCUAACAUUUUGGGAAAGCAGGAUCAAGCCUGUUGUGUGGCCAAACCUUCCUGAUCAUAAAAUAACACUGGAGCGACUGUGUAAGAAGCCAAAAAAUAAUUUUGAUAUAAGCUUUAACCCAGAGAGUUUUGGUUAUGUUUUUAUCCAUGAAGUGGAUGGAAUUCAAGCAAAAGCUGAACAGGAGAAUUUUCUGCAGCCACCACCUACUUCAGAGACAGAUAUCCCACCAAAGUUUAGGAGUGGAUCAGACCUGAAGCAAAGCCCUGCAAGAACUGACAAAACCAGCCUGAACCUGUCUGUGAAUUAUGGAGGAAUCUGGUCUGCUGAGGCUCUUCAUGGAUUCCUUGGUAGCAACCAGUCUUCAGACACUGCUGACAUCUGCAGCUCUGGCACGUACGAGGUGUGCCACAGCAGUGGGGUGCCUCUGUGUGAUGAUGGCUUUCACCUUCCUUCUGCUGCUCCCUUAGAUCCUCCAGGACAACCUGGACCAGAGCCCCAGAAUGUCAAUGUGAUGCCACCUAACAGUGAAUUGAAGUCACCAAGUGAUGAAGAAGCCUAUGUCACCAUGUCUAGCUUUUACAAAAAUCAGUAGGCCUUACAGAUACCACAAAACACUGCCUUUUCCCUAGAGCAAGCAGGAUACUGAAGCUCUCUAUUUUGUUCUCCUGCACUCUGUCUCAUCUAGUUCCCACCUCCACCACACCCUGCUCACAGUGCAAUGCUGUACAAAGAAGUGUGGGUUCUUCUGCUUUUCCGCGAGUGACCUUCUGCCCUCUGCAUCCCAGCAGCAAUAUCCACUGCAGCAGAAAUGAAAUUUAAUUUAAUCUGAUUUUAAUCUUCAGAUCUGAUUAAUCCAGAGCAAUGACGCUGCACUCCUAGGCAAGGAUAACAGCAGGUCUAAGAGAGGUGAAGCCUUCUGUUAAGUUCUUACUAAUGCCUAAACAAGAAACAUGGCAAGAAGUUCAAGUGAAACUGAAUUUGAUCUUCACUAGACCAAGAGUAACUCCUCUGCAGUUGGUGGAAGUCCAAAAGUUUGUGAAGCUUGUGGACAGUAAAUGACAGUAAGUGAGAGUUGCUAUCAAGCAUUAGUCACCUGAGGAUUCAGAAGAUCGGUCUCUGCAAAGGCAGAUGACUGAGUCCACAGGAAAAAGCACAUGGAAUCACUUUUGGAAGAUGUUUUCUCAGACUGAUUUUUUUGAAAGAUGAAAACAGCACAAAACCCAAUAUGACACUGUCUUUUGCUAUUGGUAUAUACAUACCCCAGAACUAAAUUCAGGAUCCAUACAUAUUUCUGCUACAGUCAUAUGUUUAAGACCCUCAGUAUCUCAUGUCAUCUAUUUGCAAUUUUUAGCUAAGAAAACGAAACAAAACAAAACAAAACAAAAAAGUAAAUGAAAAGCAAAGUCCUACUUCUCUCUGUAACCGAACUGGGGCUACAAAAUGCAUGUUGCUUUCUUUUUCUGCAGCUCUUGUGCAAGCAGUAAUGCAUCAUGCAAUUAUUUUCCAGGACAGAAGGGAUGUGCAGGUAAUGUUUGUUCACUAGAAUAAUCACCAGUGGCUCUGUCUCCAUAUGAAUACUUUCAAUUGGGCCAGGUACUUUUGUUAUGUGACUUCUGGUCUAGGAAUAUGGCUGGAGCAUCAUGAAUCUCACCACUGAUCCAAAGACCCAUAUUUCAAAAAAGCAGUUUUUAAAUAGCCUGGAGGUAAUGAAGUUUUAAUGUUAUGACCCAGGAAGUCAUCCUGUCCCUUCCCAUUUGUCUUUCUGGACUCUGUGCCCAUUUCUGAGGGACUCCCCAAGUGCUGCCACUGAGAGGACUGAGCCACUCCACUGUCCCUGUGGGACGCUGCACACUGUGGAGCACACGCUUGGAGACAAAGCUGCUACAGCCACGUGGCUGCAUGAUGGCCCAGCAGUGUGGCCAUGGGAAAUCCAAGCCACCUUGCUGUGCUCUGGGAUCAAGGUUCACCAGACUGUGAAGUGCCAGCUCCUCUAGCUGCUUGAAAUAUCCUUCAUUGACAUGUCUAUGUUCCUGGAGUAAAAGGGCAAAAAGAGUCCUCCCUCAUCUUCACAGCUACUCAGAUGUUUUCUGACUGCUAACUGAGAAGCUGUUAUAUCUGAUACAGUCUGCUGGAGAAAGCCAGUGCUCCCAGGACUGCUGUCUGCCACCCCCAGGUCUCUGCAUGCACAACGGCCUGGGGUUUGGCUCAUGAGAGUUCACUGACGUUUGCAGAAUUUUUCAUCAUUGUCACCAAUUUACAGACUGAUUAAUACAGUAAAACAAGGCGGAAACCUGGACAUUCAUUUGCUUUAUAAUGCUUGUUUUUAUUAAAACAAAUAGCUGCUGGUUAUGCUCACACUGUGCAGACUUGCACAGUGCAACUGUAAUGUGGAGAGAAUGUGCUGGAAAGAUAUCCUGUUCCAGUAGCACAGUGACAAACAGAGGGGAUAAAUGAAUAAGCAAAAGCGUAUCAUAAAAAUCCAGUACAGUACGUGCUGUACUUGUUCUGAACUCAUACGUACAUUUUUAAUGAAUAAGAUGUCCAUUACCCAUAUCUAUUUGCACUAUUUACACAGUAAGUUACCCACACGUGACAGUCUUCCUGUUUAUCCAGAAAGGUACACUGCUUUUUAAUACAGGAAGAGCUUUAGCGACUUGGUGUAUAUUUGCUUUAACUGCUCUGGAAUUGUUACAUUUUUCCUAUGUAGUAGUAAUAUUUUUUGCAUAGCUGCUAAUGUUUGAAUAUUCAUUCUGUUCCUUAUGUCUUAUUUUAUUUAAUUAGAUAACUCGUAAUCUUGGAUUUAUAACAUCCUUACUGUAUUAAAAGGACGUUGCUAUUUG